Molecule: messenger RNA, 969 nt
Organism: Diaporthe batatas
Lineage: Eukaryota; Fungi; Ascomycota; Sordariomycetes; Diaporthales; Diaporthaceae
Exons: 2
Coding region: 1-969 (322 amino acids)
Molecular function (GO): FAD binding; monooxygenase activity
Source: RefSeq, a predicted model, not a curated record
AUGUCGUCACCGAAGGUCUUGGUUGUCGGCUGUGGUAUUGCCGGCCCCGUAGUGGCCUGCCUCCUCAAGCAAAAAGGCUAUGAGCCCAUCAUAUUUGAAAGAACCGAAGCACCAAGUGAUGUCGGGGCAUCCUUGAUGAUUUGCCCCAACGGCCUGAAAGUCCUCAAUUCUAUAGGCUCAAUUCCCGAUAAGCUCCUCCAGAACGGCCCAGCCGUCCUUGAGUUGUGCGAUUACAAGGCUUCUGGGGAGGUUCUCGGCCAUUCAGACAUCCCAACCGAGUUUAUGGAACGAUAUGGCCAGCCUGCUGUCGGCGUGAAGCGGACACUGAUCACAUCCUGGCUACGAGAGUUGGCCAUUGAGAAGAAUAUUGAGGUUAGGGAGGGUUGGAAGCUUGAGCAGAUUCAGGAAACAGACAAUUCUGUGACUGCGGUCUUUGAAGGGGGCAAGUCGGAGACCGGAUGUUUUCUGGUUGGGUGCGAUGGGCUGAAGGCGGCAACCAGGAGGCUGUUGCUGGCGCGGGGCGGCAUUGAAGAUGGUGCGCCUACAUUUACGGGACUCACCCAGACCGCUGGUAUUUCACCAACACCUGAGCCCUUCCACAAAGCCCCCGGUGCCAGAAAUUGGUAUGGCGAGCUGAGCCACAUCAUCUGUUACCCAAUUACUCACGAUAGGACCUCCUGGGGUUUGACAUUACCUGGUGACCCUGUGGAAGAAGCCGCGUGGGGGCUGUUCGGUGACGAAAAGAGGGAGGUAGAGAAAGAGCAGAUAAGCAAGAUGUUGCGGUCCAAAAACUGGGAUCCGGUGGUGUUGGAAAUGGUAAAUUCCGCGGAACGGCUGAUCAAAUAUGGCAUUUACGACCGCCCAGAACUGGAAGCACAGAAGUGGUACUCGGGCCGUUGUGUCAUGGUUGGUGAUGCGGUCCAUCCAACGAGUGUUCAUCUCGGCCAAGGAGCCAACCAGGCUUGGUGA